CACAGCUCUGAUUGCAAAAAGGAGGAAAGCUAUAUUAUCUCAGUUCAAGGACCUGUAAUAAUAACUUGAGGUAGGUGUUGAGUGUUUCAACCCCUCUUUGCAUUAAUUUGUAACACCCUACCCUCCCUUCUGUUUAUUAACAGGGUGUCGGGUUGCAUAAUUUAUGACAAUGUCCUCAUACAUACGUUUCAGUAACAUCAGCCUUUUCCAUCCAGCCUGCUUCUACCCCUGAGCACAGUUCAUGGAAACAAAAAAAACACUGCUUAACUGAGGAUAGAUAAAAUCCUCUUGGCCCGUAGUUUGUACCCAAUUUAUCCUUUGUCCUCUUCAGGUCCUUUAACCUCUGGUUUGACUAGCACUACUAUCAACCCACUACCUACUUUCUCUGUCCCCAAAGAACCCAACACCAUCCCCAAACAUCCCCCAUCCUCCCCCAGAUGAUGCUGAAUUAUGAACGUGCCACAUCAUGAGUCUCCUGGGGCGGGUAGCUGUGCAUCGUGCCAGGAAAGCCGCCCUGCUCUGUGUAGUCUUCCUGAUGGUGCGAGUGUGGAGCAGCGCCUCCUUGGCCUUGGCGGGGGCGGCAAUGUCUCAAGGACCCCAGGGCUGUCCACCACAGUGCUCUUGCAGUAAUCAGCAGGGGAAGGUGGUGUGCACCCGGCGUGGCCUCACCCGUGUGCCCCCUGGCAUUCCUGCCAAUACGCGACACCUCAAUCUAAUGGAAAACGCCAUUGAGGCAGUGCAGGCUGACUCAUUCCGCCACCUGCACCACCUUGAGGUGCUCCAGCUCGGGCGAAAUGCCAUACGACAGAUUGAGGUGGGCGCAUUUAAUGGACUCACCAGUCUCAACACACUGGAGCUAUUUGACAACAGGCUGACAGUUGUGCCCAGCGGGGCAUUUGAGUACCUGUCUAAACUAAGAGAACUAUGGCUGAGGAACAACCCCAUUGAGAGCAUUCCUUCCUACGCCUUCAACCGAGUGCCCUCCCUCAUGCGACUGGACCUUGGAGAGUUAAAGAAACUGGAGUACAUCUCAGAAGGAGCUUUUGAGGGCCUACAAAACCUCAAGUACCUCAACCUUGGCAUGUGCAACAUAAGGGGUGACUUGCCAAAUCUGAGUCCACUCAAGGGUCUGGAGGAUCUGGAGAUCUCAGAAAAUCACUUUCCAGUCAUAAAACCAGGCUCCUUUAAAGGAAUGCGCUCACUUAAGAAACUAUGGAUAAUGAACUCGCAGAUCACAGUGAUAGAACGCGAUGCCUUUGAUGAACUAUCGUCAUUAGUGGAACUUAAUCUCGCCCAUAACAAUCUGAGCGCUGUGCCACACAAUUUGUUCUCUCCGCUCAGGUACCUGGUGGAGCUCCAUCUCCACCAUAAUCCUUGGAACUGUGGCUGUGAGGCUGUAUGGUUAGCAAGUUGGCUAAGGGACUACAUCCCCACUAAUUCAACAUGCUGUGGACGCUGCCAUUCACCUGCCAGUAUGAGAGGUCGACAGCUGGUUGAGGUGGAACGAGGUGAGGGAGCUGCAGUCCAAUGUUCUGCCCCCUUCAUUGCUGAUGCUCCAAGAGACUUCAACAUUUCAGCUGAGCGAGUGGCCGAGCUUCGUUGUCAUACAGCUCCAAUGUCUUCAGUGCGCUGGCUCCUACCCAAUGGAACUAUCCUGACACAUGCCUCCAGUCACCCAAGAAUAUCGGUCCUUAAUGAUGGUACUCUUAAUUUCUCCAAUGUCCUUGCAGCUGAUACAGGCACUUACACAUGCAUGGUGUCUAAUGCUGCUGGGAACUCCAACGCCUCAGCCUACCUCAAUGUGAGUGCAGCUGAACUCAAUACAUCAAAUUUGAGCUACUUCACCACAGUGACAGUGGAGGUUUUGGGGCCAACUACAGAGAUGCCCAAACUGAAAACAACCACAACUACAGCUGCUGCUGGGACUGGGCUCGCAGGAGGAGGGCUUGGCCUUGGGACAACUACCACCACUGCAUCUCCCUCAGUCUUUCAGCCAGUCUUCAUCUCGACACCAACAGUCUUGCUGCAAAGUACAGAUAGCCCACCGGGUGUAUCCAGACCAUCUAUGGUACCAGGAGUCCAAGGUGCCACUGGUAAACCAGGUAAAUCUGGCCCUAGCCUGGAUGAAGUGAUGAAGACCACCAAGAUCAUAAUUGGCUGCUUUGUGGCAGUGACACUGUUGGCUGCUAUCAUGCUUAUUGCCUUCUACAAAUUGAGAAAGCGCCACCAGCAAAGAAGUACAGUGGCAGCUGCCCGCACUGUGGAGAUCAUCCAGGUGGAUGAGGAGGACCUUCCGCCCCCAGCAUCUGCAGCUCAACAGACGGCUCUCACAUUGCCUGAAAUCCGGGAACAUAACAGUAUUCACAAGCUAGACUUUAUCAGCCAUAAGACUGACUACAGCUUUCACAAACCCAAGGCAGAAUACAAACCCCAGCCUGAUUUCACGCUUCAUAAACCGAAGGCCGAGUACACCACAUAUAAGCCAAAUAUGGACUUCAGUGGCCACAAAUCCAUUCCAGAUUACAUCAGUCACAAGUCCACACCAGAUUUUAGCCUUCACAGACCAAAGCCCGACUACAGCCCAUUUAGACAGAACUAUACAAUACACAAAUCUAAAGGAGAAUACAGCCCAUACAAAUCAGACUUCGGUACUCACCCAAAAACUAAAACAGAAUACAGUCCUUUCAAAACAGAUUACAGCACACAUCCCAGACAGAAGAGUGACUUUAGCCCAUUCAAACGAGACUACAGCACCCAACCAAAGUCUAAACAUGACUACAGCCCAUUAAAAUCAGACUAUAAUACACAGCAUAAAACUAAACCUGAAUAUAGUCCCUUCAAGACCAACUUUAGCACUCAGCCAAGACCUAAAGCUGACUACAGUCCAUUUAAGCAUGACUACAGCACUCAGCCCAAACUCAAAACAGACUUCAGUGCCGACAGAUCUAAGACCCCCAAGGACCCUUAUGCCCCAGAUUACAGCGCCUUCAAGACUGACUUCAGCAGCCCCCAAAAAGUGGACUACAGUCCCCAUAAGGCAGACUACAGCACUAUGAAACCCAAAUACAACACCUAUAAACCCAGUGGUCAUGGGGCUAAGUGGACAGACAACAAUGUUGGGAACUCUUUGCCUCGAACCAUGCCCAGCACCAUCACAGCAAUGGCUGAACCCUAUGUCAUAAAAACUCACACCAAGGAGAAGGUACAGGAGACUCAGAUUUAAAAGGAGACCCCCCCCCCCCCCCAAAAAGGCCAUCCUUCCCCAACAUCCCUCUCACUUGACCCAUUAUCUCUACGAACCCUUUCUUCAUAAAAUCAUGCAAUAGAAUGCACAAUGAAAAAAGGAGAGGAUCUACUUUUUUGUAUAGACUGCAAACUUAAAAAGGGGACUGAUUAUUUCUUGUUGUACAUGCUUAUAAAUAAAUAUAUAUAUAUAUGGACAAAUGAAAACUACCAUGGGCUGGUGAUAGAGAAACAUAUUAAAAAAAAAGAGAGAAAGAAAUUCAGACUAUUUUCUAACUUGUAACUUCUAUUUAAAACAAUGAGUUGUUUAAGAUGCUGUGUUGGCUUUGACAAAGAAGAGAAGUGUUUAAAAAAAAAAAAAACAGGGGGCAUUCUGUGUGAUUUUUACACCAUGCGACAGAGAAUGCAGUGACAGGAAAAAAAAAAUAUUUAUACAGAGAAGACUUUCUUUAACAUAAACUGGGGGGAAAACAAAAAAAAAAAGAACAAAAAAAAAAGGUCAGUGUUGAUCUUUACAGGUUUAUCUUGUAAAAGCACCAAGAAUUUGUACUGUGCCAAAUGUUACAAAUGCAAUAAAAAGGAUUUUUGGAAGAAAAAAAAA
Messenger RNA from Thalassophryne amazonica, 3844 nucleotides. RefSeq names its product leucine-rich repeat-containing protein 4-like. Gene Ontology annotation, biological process: postsynaptic density protein 95 clustering; synaptic membrane adhesion; excitatory synapse assembly. The record is from RefSeq and is a predicted model, not a curated record. Bases 467 to 3223 code for a protein of 918 amino acids. Lineage: Eukaryota; Metazoa; Chordata; Actinopteri; Batrachoidiformes; Batrachoididae. The transcript is spliced from 2 exons. Gene Ontology annotation, cellular component: plasma membrane; postsynaptic density membrane; glutamatergic synapse. Gene Ontology annotation, molecular function: protein binding.